This is a messenger RNA of Solanum verrucosum, 4422 nucleotides long. RefSeq names its product pleiotropic drug resistance protein 1-like. The coding region runs from base 21 to 4328 and encodes 1435 amino acids. Lineage: Eukaryota; Viridiplantae; Streptophyta; Magnoliopsida; Solanales; Solanaceae. The record is from RefSeq and is a predicted model, not a curated record. Gene Ontology annotation, cellular component: membrane. Gene Ontology annotation, molecular function: ATP binding; ABC-type transporter activity; ATP hydrolysis activity. The transcript has 19 exons.
CUAACUUUGUUUGGUUCAAAAUGGAGCCAACUAAUUCAAGAGGUACUAGUUUGAGAGAAAAAAUAAUCAGGGGAAGUAGUUUGAGAGGGAGCUUAAGUUCAAAGAGGAAUAGUACUAAUAACUCCAGGUGGAGUGGCAAUGAUGGGGAGAUUUUUAAUCGUUCCACGAGGGACGAAGAUGAUGAAGAGGCUCUUAAAUGGGCAGCUCUUGAAAAACUUCCAACGUUUGAUCGUUUGAGAAAAGGUCUCUUGUUUGGAUCACAAGGUGCAUCUGCUGAAAUUGAUAUACAUGAUAUUGGUUUUCAAGAAAGAAACAAGUUGCUUGAAAGGCUUGUCAAAGUUGCAGAUGAGGAUAAUGAGAAGCUCUUGUUGAAACUCAGGCAAAGAAUUGACAGAGUUGGGAUAGAUUUGCCAGAAAUAGAAGUAAGAUAUGAGCAUUUAACUAUUGAGGCAGAUGCAUAUAUAGGAAGUAGAGCUUUGCCUACAUUUAUCAACUUUAUCUCUAAUUUUCUUGAGGAUAUAUUGAACCCUCUCCAUAUCCUACCGAGUCGAAAGAGGAAACUAACUAUUCUUAAUGAUGUGAGUGGUAUCAUUAGGCCUCGCAGAUUGACUUUGCUUUUAGGACCUCCAAGUUCCGGGAAAACUACAUUAUUAUUAGCUUUGGCCGGAAAGCUUGACUCUGCCCUUAAGGUUACUGGAAAAGUGACCUAUAAUGGACAUGAAAUGAAUGAGUUUGUGCCGCAAAGAACAGCUGCUUAUAUUAGCCAGUAUGAUUUACAUAUUGGAGAAAUGACUGUGAGAGAAACCUUGGAAUUCUCUGCCAGAUGCCAGGGAGUUGGAUCGAGCUAUGAGAUGUUGGUUGAACUGACAAGAAGAGAGAAAGAAGCUAAAAUCAAGCCAGAUCCUGAUAUUGAUAUUUUCAUGAAGGCAUUAGCUGCAGAGGGACAAGAAGCCAAUUUUGUUACAGAAUAUGUUCUGAAGCUUUUGGGGCUGGAUAUUUGUGCAGAUACUAUGGUGGGAGAUGAAAUGAUAAGGGGAAUUUCAGGAGGACAAAAGAAGCGUGUGACAACCGGUGAAAUGCUCGUUGGACCGUCAAAGGCACUUUUCAUGGAUGAAAUCUCAACUGGAUUGGAUAGUUCCACUACUUACUCAAUAGUGAACUCACUAAGACAAUCUGUGCAAAUCUUGCACGGAACUGCUGUGAUAUCUCUCUUGCAGCCAGCACCCGAGACGUACAACUUGUUUGACGACAUUAUUCUGUUAUCAGAUGGGAAAAUUGUCUAUCAGGGCCCUCGAGAGGAUGUGCUUGGCUUCUUCGAGUCCAUGGGUUUCAAAUGUCCUGAUAGAAAAGGCGUGGCCGACUUCUUGCAAGAAGUGACUUCAAAGAAAGAUCAACAGCAAUAUUGGGUGAGGAGGGAUGAAACUUACCGGUUUAUCACGUCAAAAGAAUUUGCUGAAGCAUAUCAAUCGUUCCAUGUUGGAAGGAAACUCGUGGAUGAUCUUGCAGCUUCAUAUGACAAGAGUAAAAGCCAUCCUGCUGCUUUGUCAACUCAAAAGUAUGGUAUAGGGAAGAAACAACUCUUAAAGGUCUGCACUGAACGAGAAUUCUUACUAAUGAAGAGGAACUCAUUUGUUUACAUCUUCAAGUUCAUUCAGCUUACAAUUAUGGCACUCAUAUCAAUGACUCUCUUUUUCCGUACUAAGAUGCCGCGUGAUAGAAUUGAAGAUGGAGUAAAAUAUGUUGGUGCCCUCUUUUUUGUAGUCACUAUGAUUAUGUUUAACGGAAUGGCUGAGAUCGCCCUGACAAUUUACAAACUUCCUGUCUUCUACAAGCAAAGGGACCUUCUCUUUUACCCUUCAUGGGCUUAUGCAAUGCCCACAUGGAUACUCAAAAUCCCUAUAACAUUUGUUGAAGUUGGACUUUGGGUGUUCCUCACUUACUAUGUCAUCGGAUUUGAUCCGAGCCCUGCAAGAUUUUUCAAACAGUUUUUGCUACUCAUAUUAGUAAACCAGAUGGCGUCAGGAUUGUUCCGCUUCAUUGGGGCAACUGGAAGGACCAUGGGAGUUGCUAAUACAUUUGGAACAUUUGUUCUGCUUUUACAGUUUGCAUUGGGUGGAUUCGUUCUUUCACGAGAUGAUGUGAAGAAAUGGUGGCUAUGGGGUUACUGGUCAUCACCAAUGAUGUAUUCUAUGAAUUCAAUUCUUGUGAAUGAAUUUGGUGGAAAAAGGUGGAAACAAAUUGCACCAAUUGGAACUGAUUCACUUGGAGUUGCAGUUGUAAGAUCUCGAGGGUUCUUCACAAAUGCAUACUGGUACUGGAUAGGCGUCGGUGCACUAAUUGGAUUCACAAUCGUCUUUAACAUCUGCUACAGUCUUGCACUAGCUUAUCUCAACCCAUUUGGUAAGCCGCAAGGUAUGAUAUCAGAAGACAGUGAUGAUGCCAAAACAACGAGCACUGAGAAAGAAGUGUCCACUAGUGAGGGCCAGAAUAAGAAAAAGGGAAUGGUUCUUCCAUUUGAACCGCAUUCUAUAACCUUCGAUGAAGUUACAUACUCUGUUGACAUGCCUCAGGAAAUGAAAAAUCAAGGUGUCACUGAAGAUAGAUUGGUACUUCUGAAUGGUGUAUGUGGAGCUUUCAGGCCCGGUGUUUUGACAGCAUUGAUGGGAGUUAGUGGCGCUGGAAAAACAACGUUAAUGGAUGUAUUGGCCGGACGAAAAACAGGAGGAUAUAUUGAGGGUAGUAUCAAGAUAUCUGGCUAUCCGAAGAACCAAGAAACAUUUGCACGUAUAUCCGGAUACUGUGAACAGAAUGAUAUCCAUUCACCUUAUGUUACAGUUUAUGAGUCAUUAGUAUACUCAGCUUGGUUGCGUUUACCUUCUGAUGUUGAUGAAAAGACCAGAAAGAUGUUUGUUGAUGAAGUUAUGGAACUUGUGGAGCUUACACCAUUAAGGUCAGCCUUGGUUGGUCUUCCAGGAGUCAAUGGUCUCUCAACUGAGCAACGCAAAAGGUUGACCAUUGCAGUAGAACUAGUGGCAAACCCCUCUAUCAUUUUCAUGGAUGAACCAACUUCGGGGUUGGAUGCAAGAGCUGCUGCAAUUGUUAUGAGAACUGUUAGGAACACAGUUGACACAGGAAGAACCGUUGUUUGUACCAUCCAUCAACCUAGUAUCGACAUUUUUGAAGCCUUUGAUGAGCUAUUUCUAAUGAAACGAGGAGGAAAAGAGAUAUAUGUUGGUCCAUUGGGUCACCAUUCUUGCCAUUUGAUCAGAUACUUUGAGUCAAUUCCUGGGGUAAGUAAAAUACAAGAUGGCUACAAUCCAGCAACUUGGAUGUUAGAAGUCACAAACUCAGCUCAAGAAAUGAUGUUGGGGCUUGAUUUCACCGAUUUAUACAAGAAAUCAGAUCUUUACAUGAGGAACAAAAUAUUGAUUAGAGAACUUAGCGUGCCUGGCCCUGGUACAAAAGACCUGCAUUUCAACAAUCAAUACUCACAACCAUUUUGGACCCAAUGUAUGGCUUGCCUUUGGAAGCAACAUUGGUCAUACUGGCGUAAUCCUGCUUAUACUGCAGUCAGAUAUAUCUUUACAAUCAUCAUCGCCUUGGCCAUUGGGACAAUGUUCUGGGAUCUUGGUACUAAAGUCGGUAAGAGCCAAGACCUAUUUAACGCUAUGGGAUCUAUGUAUGCUCCAGUUCUCUUCCUUGGUUUUCAAAAUGCAUCAUCAGUGAUGCCUGUUGUAGCCGUUGAGCGUACAGUAUUUUACAGAGAAAGAGCUGCUGGAAUGUAUUCUGCCCUCCCAUAUGCCUUUGGACAAACUUUCAUUGAAAUUCCGUAUGUCUUUGUGCAAGCUGUUUCCUUUGGUGUUAUCGUCUAUGCUAUGAUUGGAUUUGAAUGGACAGAGAGUAAGUUCUUUUGGUACUUGUUCAUAAUGUUCUUCACUCUCUUGUACUUCACCUUCUAUGGUAUGAUGAGCGUUGCCAUUACCCCAAAUCAACAUGUCGCGCAAAUUGUCUCUGUCUCCGGAUAUGGAAUGUGGAAUCUCUUCUCAGGAUUCAUUGUUCCACGACCUAGUAUGCCCAUAUGGUGGAGAUGGUACUAUUGGGCUGAUCCUGUUGCCUGGACAUUGUAUGGUUUGGUUGCAUCACAAUUCGGAGACCUCCAAAACAAAAUUACUGAUAGUGAUGAAACAGCCAAACAAUUCCUUAGGCGUUACUUCGGGUUCAAGCAUGAUUUUAUUGGAGUAGCUGCAGUUGUGACUGUUGCAUAUGCUGUUGUUUUUGCCGUCACAUUUGCUUUGGCUAUUAAGGUUUUCAACUUCCAGAAAAGAUAGAAGAGCUUACCUGCUGAAGAUAUACAUGAGGAAAAUUGAAGAAAUGCUUAUAAAACUAGUGUAUUCAGGUUACCACUUGAAGAUGUAUAUAUAU